Messenger RNA from Prunus armeniaca (apricot), 1167 nucleotides. The record is from the annotation of a GenBank genome assembly. NCBI's taxonomy places the organism in Eukaryota, Viridiplantae, Streptophyta, Magnoliopsida, Rosales, Rosaceae.
AUGUCCAUGGAAAUAGAACUGAAAGUCAAAGAAGAAAUAGAAAGACUGGUCAAGGCAGGAUUCAUCAGACCAGCCAUUUAUGCUGAUUGGCUAGCCAAUAUUGUGCCAGUUUUGAAAAGAAAAACAAGGGCAAUUCGGAUCUGUGUGGAUUAUAGAAAUCUAAAUGAAGCAUCUCCCAAAGAUGAAUAUCGACAUAUAGGUGCUUUUGAAUACACUGUAAUGCCUUUUGGCUUGAGAAUUGCGAGAGCCACCUAUCAAAGAGCAAUGAAUUCUGUUUUCCAUGACAUGAUAGAAGUGUCCAUUGGGAGUCUGCUAGUUCAAGAUAACAAGGAAGGGAAGGAACAAGCAGUCUAUUAUCUAAGUAGAACUCUAACAGAAGUAGAAAGGACAUAUUCUGCAAUUGAAAGACUUUGUCUAGCCUUAUACUUCACUGCUGUAAAACUCAGACACUACAUGCUACCAUUCACCAUCUACAUCAUUGCCAAGACAGACCUAAUCAAAUACAUGUUAACAAGGCCAAUGUUGAGACGCAGAAUUGGCAAAUGGACUCUGGCUUUGACCGAAUUUGCUUUCAGAUAUGUUCCUCAAAAAGCUGUCAAAGGACAAGCUGUAGUAGAUUUCCUAGCCGAUCAUCCAGGGGAAGAGAUUGAGAACAUGGAUUCCUUGGAUAUAAAAAACGCAGAUUUAUUGACUAGAGCUCAUACUUGCCUUAACAAUCCCAUCUAUUCAGUUCACCUCACACCUUGGAAACUGUACUUUGAUGGAUCAAAGACAGAUGUAGCCUCUGGGGCAGGGAUUGUUUUGGAGGAUCCACUGGGGAUCGUACACUGUUAUUCUUUCCAGCUAGAUUUCCAGUGCACCAACAACAGGGCUGAAUACGAGGCUUUAAUCAUUGGCCUUGAAAUGCUAGUAGAAUUAGGAAUCCAAUCUGUGGAAAUGUUGGGAGAUUCUAUGCUUGUGUUAAAGCAAAUUGCUGGAGAAUACAAGUGUCUAAAUCCUUCUCUAGCGGUCUAUCUGGUAGCAGCCAUAAAUCUCUUGACAAAAUUCAGGGAAGCUACUUGGGAACAUAUCCCAAGAGAAGAAAACUGUGCAGCUAAUGAAAUGGCUCAGAUAGCAACAGGGGUACAAAUGCCUGAAGACUGUGUGCAAAGGAUCAUCAAGGUAUAG